AUGAGAAAUCACACGGUAACAAUAUUCAUUCUACUGGGACUGACGGAUGACCCACAACUGAAAACUCUGAUCUUCACCUUUCUGUUUCUCACCUAUGUGGUGAGUAUGACUGGGAACCUCAUGAUCAUUUCCCUCACCUAUAUAGAUUCAUACCUAAAGACUGCUAUGUACUUUUUUCUACAAAAUUUCUCCUUCUUAGAAAUCUCAUUUACAACUGCUUGCAUUCCCAGAUACUUAUACAACAUCUCAACAGGUGACAAGACAAUUACAUAUAACAACUGUGCCAUUCAAAUAUUUUGCACUGAUAUUUUUGGUGUGACAGAAUUUUUUCUGCUGGCUAUCAUGUCCUUUGACCGAUAUGUAGCCAUCUGCAAACCCCUGCACUAUAUCACCAUCAUGAGCAGCAGGAUCUGUACAAGACUUAUCCUUUGUUGCUGGGCAGCUGGCUUGUUUGUGAUCCUGCCACCACUUAGCCUGGGUCUCAAUCUGGAAUUCUGUGACUCUAAUGUUAUUGACCAUUUUGUCUGUGAUGCAUACCCUCUCCUAAAGUUCUCAUGCACAGAAACAUGGCUCAUAGAACAGAUAGUGAUAGUUUGUGCAGUGUUGACAUUUGUCAUGACUCUUUUGUGUGUAGUUCUUUCCUAUGUAUACAUAAUCAAGACCAUUCUAAGGUUCCCUUCUGCCCAGCAGAGGAAAAGGGCCUUUUCUACCUGUUCUUCCCACAUGAUUGUGGUCUCUAUAACCUAUGGCAGCUGCAUCUUCAUCUAUGUUAAACCUUCAGCGAAGGACUCAGUGGCUAUCAACAAGGGUGUGAUGGUUCUCACCACUUUCAUUGCACCCAUGUUGAACCCAUUCAUUUAUACCUUGAGGAACAAGCAAGUCAGACAAGCCUUCAAUGACUCAGUUAAAAGAAUCGCACUGUUUUUUAAAAAGUAG
Molecule: messenger RNA, 936 nt
Organism: Rattus norvegicus (Norway rat)
Lineage: Eukaryota; Metazoa; Chordata; Mammalia; Rodentia; Muridae
Gene: Or6c207
Product: olfactory receptor family 6 subfamily C member 207
Exons: 1
Coding region: 1-936 (311 amino acids)
Biological process (GO): G protein-coupled receptor signaling pathway; signal transduction; detection of chemical stimulus involved in sensory perception of smell
Cellular component (GO): plasma membrane; membrane
Molecular function (GO): G protein-coupled receptor activity; olfactory receptor activity
Source: RefSeq, marked reviewed